AAGUGUUAGAUUAUUUAGAACUUUUGUCGAAUUUACAUCAUAAUGGUAUAUAAUAAGAAAGAUCAGGCAAAGGCAUUAUCGCCUAAUAAGGUGAGAAAAUUUGUAAAAAAACGAUUAUCUGGGAACUUGUUAAAAACAAGUGCAAAUGGAAACGGCGCAGCAUCAUCAUCAACAUUAACAUCAACAUCAUCAUUAUCAUUGGUAAACAAGAAUAAAUCAGAAACAAAUAUAAAAGUAAUAGUACGAGUUCGACCUCCAAAUGUUAAUGAAUUGCAACUUAAUUCUAAGACAAUCGUCAAUAUACUUGAUGAUAAAAUUUUAAUAUUUGACCCUAAGGAAAAAGAAAAUCCUUUUUAUUAUCAAGGUGUUGUACAGAAAGGUCGUGAUUUAUUGAAAAAACAAAACAAAGAAUUACAAUUUAUGUUUGAUAGAAUUUUUGGUGACACUUCUACAAAUAAUGACAUAUUUGAAGGGACUACGAAAGAAUUAAUUUUAAGUCUUUUAAAUGGUUAUAAUUGCUCUGUAUUUGCAUAUGGUGCAACGGGUGCUGGAAAGACUCAUACUAUGUUAGGUAGUGCUAAUGAUCCUGGGUUAACUUAUCGCACUGUAGCAGAAUUGUUCUCUCAAAUAGAAAACCAAAGUAGGCAUAAUGAAUUUAAUUUAGGUGUAUCUUAUUUAGAAAUUUAUAAUGAAAAUGUUCAAGAUUUAUUACAUAAGUCUACACAAUUGCAUUUAAGAGAAGACARUAGAAACGCAGUUAUCGUUGCAGGACUUAAAAUUAUUCCUAUACAGAACGCAGAAGAAUUGUUAUUUUUAUUAGCCAAAGGCAAUAAAAAUCGUACUCAACAUCCUACAGAUGCAAAUCAAGAGAGUAGCCGAAGUCAUGCAGUUUUUCAAGUUUAUAUUCAAAUUAAUAAUAGAUUGAAUGGACAGACUAGACACGUUAAAUUGUCUAUGAUCGAUUUAGCUGGAUCCGAAAGAGCAUCAGUCACUGGAUGUAAAGGCGCUCGAUUUAAAGAAGGUGCUAACAUAAAUAAGUCCUUAUUGGCACUUGGAAAUUGUAUCAAUAAUUUAGCAGAUGGUGUUAAACAUAUACCUUAUAGAGAUUCUAAACUAACUCGUCUCUUGAMGGAUUCUCUUGGUGGUAAUUGUCAAACUGUUAUGAUUGCUAAUAUAUCACCUUCUAAUUUGAAUUACGAAGAUACAUAUAACACUCUCAGAUAYGCGAAUAGAGCUAAGAAAAUAAAAACAUGUGUUAAGAAGAAUAUUGUAUCUUGCAAAAUGUAUAUAUCUGGAUAUAUUAAAAUAGUAGAAGAACAAAAGAAAGAAAUUAAUUUCUUAAAGCAACAAUUAGCAGMUUAUGAAAGUGGAUUAGUACAAGUACAACCUGAACUUAAGGAAACCAAAGUUGUUACUGARGAAAUAGAUGAUAGUUUACCAGAAAUAAAUAAUAAAUUAUUAGAACUGUGUCAAAGGAAAAAAUUAUUAAGCGACAAGAUGUUAUCUUUGGAAAGUGCAGACAAAAUUUUAUGUAUUAGAAUGCAUUACAAUAAGGUUGCUAAUCAAAGAUUGCAUAAUUUAACGGCAGCUGUGGACAUUUUGUCUUUUGAAGAACAGAAUGCAAGUGGAAAAACAAGAAUAAACAAAUCUUUAGAUUACUUUAAGCGACAAAGAAGUUCCUUGAAAGUGCAAAUGGAAGGAGUUUGGAAAGAACUAUGUGCAGUCGAGGAAGAAAURCAAAAGCUAAAUGCUGAGAUUUUAUAUAAAAAUUUGCGUGAUAAAUUAGCAGAUGUUUAUUCUUCUUCAAUCCAAGAAAUAGACACAUGUAUARUGCAUCAACAGUUUGAACAUGUUAAGAAAAUCGUUAGUUUACAACAAUGUGAAUUUCAUUCAAUGUGUAGUAUACACAAACUAAUAAGUUCAAUAUUACAAAGUUAUUAUAAUUUGAUAAAUGAUUAUGGGUUAAUGACUAAGGAAAUGAAAGAAGAAUWUAAACAGUUAAUUAAAUCGCUCGAAGGCGUUAGAAAUAUCAAAUGGUCAGAUUCAGAACUGAUUGACGAAGAAAAAGAUAUUUACAGUUUAUCUUGUUUAAGUAUACCUCAGUUAAAAGAUYCCCUUAAUAAUUUAGUGCCAGUAUUUGUAGAAUCAGUUAUUAACGAAGAAAAUCAUAAUGAUCAAAUUACUGAGGAUGUUUUAAGUAAAACAUUUAAUUUGAACACCUGUGAAACAGAAAACACAGUUGAAGUUUUAGAUACAACCAUUACAUUACAUAAAAAAAAUGGAACUAAUUCAAUAAUAAAUUCUGAACAGAAUUCAAUAAUAAAUACUGAACAGAAUCCAAUACAAAUUAUAAAUAAAAAUGGUACAAGUAAUCAUACAGCAUCCUUACAGAAUAAAGUAAAGAGGUCUGUACAUCCGAUUAAUAAAAUUUCUUCAAAACAAUUUAAAAAAACGCAUCAAAAACACAAAAUUUUCAAUCAUGCAUUUGAAUCGCCUGAUAAAGAGAACAAGAAUACACAAAAGCAACAUCCUAUUAUGAGUGCUAAAAGUAUUGCUAUUUUAAAUAGCUUAAAAGAGAAUAAGAUUAAAACAAUGUCGUGCGUCUCUAUUAUAAAACCAUCCAAACCAAUAUUAGAAGAUGCAUCAUUAAAAUUAGUAAGGAUGAAAGAGAGACGUGGACUUGGGUCUGCACACCCUUAUCAAAAAUCAAAACAGAAGUGUAUAUUGACUCCUACUAAAACAUAA
Molecule: messenger RNA, 2745 nt
Organism: Polistes canadensis
Lineage: Eukaryota; Metazoa; Arthropoda; Insecta; Hymenoptera; Vespidae
Product: kinesin-like protein KIF18A
Exons: 2
Coding region: 43-2745 (900 amino acids)
Biological process (GO): microtubule-based movement
Molecular function (GO): microtubule motor activity; microtubule binding; ATP binding
Source: RefSeq, a predicted model, not a curated record